AUGAUUUUCCAACAAGAAUUUAAUCCACAACACUUAUUUUCACCAAUCCACUUGGCAGCUGCUCAAAUAUUUAGUCCGAAAGCAACCACUGUGCUUUCACGUGAAGAACGACUUCGUCUACGUAAAGAAGAACGUCGUAGACGUAAACUACAAGAGCUGAAAUCAGGAUGUAAACGAUUUAUAGCAAUGCUUUUUUCGCAUAUAGGAUUAUCUGGCCUUGUUAUUGCCUAUACAAUAAUUGGUGGUAUUAUGUUUGGUAAUAUUGAACGAAGAAAAGAGAAAGAAACUAAAACACUUGCCUAUGAGUAUAGAAUUGAAGCUUCGAAUGAAUUUUUACACUUAUUAUUUAGUGAAUUACAAGUCUACCUGACAAAACAACCACAAUCGUGUAAUAACACCAUUGCCUUUAUGAGUUUUAUUCUUGAUUUUUUAGAGAAAGAGAAACCAAAAAAAUCGAUAACCUCCACUGUAGACGGUUUGGUGGAAAAUUCAAAUUUUACUAUGAAUGCAACAAGUUUUAUGAACACCACACAGUUUUUUACCACAGAUAACGCAAAUACCACCAUUGAACAAAGUUUAAAUGACACAGUGUAUACUAAUUCUUCAAUAAAUAUGACAAAUCUAAUCGAUAGUAAAUCUUCUAUGAUUACCGAUCUUAGAAAUAUAACACAAUCGAUAACUGAACAAGAAUUAGAUCAUAUAAGAGGUGAAAAUUCACUGAAAACACAAUUUAUUAUCUUAUUACGUGGACGUAUACAAAUAGCCUUGAUGGAGUUUACUAAACGUGUUGUCGAUUUUAUAGAAACUGAUGGUUGGAAUGGUAAUGAUUCUAUGGAAGACUUAAAAUGGUCAUUUGCUGGUUCUGUCUUGUAUGCUAUCACUGUUAUUACAACAAUUGGUUACGGACAUGCUACCCCAAAAACAGAUACAGGUAAACUUAUGACAAUCCUAUAUGCAUUAAUUGGAAUUCCAUUAAUGUUCUUAUAUCUAUCAAAUAUUGGUGAUUAUUUAGCUGAUGUAUUUCGUGUCAUCUAUUCACGUACGUGUAGAACAAGUUGUGAUCGAUUUUGUUCUGCAUCAAUAUUCAGCUUGAAAAAUGAUAAAACGCGUAUGGAACAAUUGAAUGAAUCUGCUUUACCAGUUGAUAAUGACCCGUCAGUCAAUCCAACACAUGCUACACACGGACGUCGGCGUAAACGUGUUCUCCUGCAACCCUUCACUGUUAAUACAACAUCAAAUAUACCUAAUGAUAACCAUAAUCUGAGCUUGACUGAUACAAAUGAGAACAAAAUUAAUCUGAACAAGGAGAUGUGUAAAGAUGACAAACAAGUUAUGAAUAAUAUUUCGAAUGAAACGAAUAAAGGAUUCAAUAGAAAAUGGAAUUCACAGUUAGAUAAAUUAAAAAAUAAACAAUUUUUCAUAAAACUUUCUUCAUAUUUACAAAAAUCUCGUGUAUACAUUGCACAAUCUCGUUUAGCAGCAUUUUUUAAUACAGACAGUAAAAGUGCAUUAGCUCAGGCCAAAUCUAAUCUACGUGAACUUUUUCAUCCAACAUUUACAUGGAUUCAACAAAUGGUCAAAGGAUUGAUUUAUCAAGAUGAAAAUGCUAAUGCGUCUAAACCUACUGAAAUCCCUACUGAUGAAGUAAUAUAUGUACCAAAUAAUCAAAGUGAUAAUCAAACAUUGUGUCGGACAACUGCUAUGGUUGAAAGAAAUGAUCCAAGUGGAACUAAUUACUCCGAUACUUUUGAAGAUUCUAAACACCUGUAUGAGUAUUUAACGAAACAACAGAAUCAAUUGAAUAAAACAAUGAAGCUGAAAUACGGUAGUACAUGUGCUUCUGUUCCUGAUGGGAAUUAUAGUACUCUGAGUAAUACUUUCACGCCUAACGCUUAUAUGUUCACGUCGCCGACUAGUCUGCCGACAUCUGCAACUAUUCCAGUGCAAAAUCAGCCAGCAUUGUAUAAUCUACAAAAAGAAUCUGCAAAAUAUUUCACUUAUGAUGGACAACAUCGUAAAUUUUAUCUGAUGGCACGUUAUCUACGCUCAGUGCAAAGACAACGAAGGCAUAAAAGGCGUGUAAGAAAACGUCUUCAAGAACAAGCACGUGCUGAAUUAAAAAGGAAAGAAAAUGAAAAAUUGUAUGGAACACUAUUAAAGCACAAAGAUAAUCCUAAAAUGGAAGUGAAAAGACGAACUGCUCAUAGAAUAAAUUCUUUUGACAGUGUUUCUAAUGACAAGGUAUCAACAGGUUCAACUAUACUUAGUGAAAGUGAAACAGAAUAUGUUAGUGGUGAUGGGACAAUACGUUUAUUAUGCUGGAAAGAUAUUGAUAUCGAUCUAGAAGUAAGAUCGCUUGACGAGGAAAAUAACGAAACACAGACCUUAAAGUCUACUGAGAAUAUAAAGCUUGAUAAUCCAGAGGAAGGCGAUACUUCAACUGUAAUUGUAAAUACAAAUGUCUGUGAUAUAAAAAGUCAUCUGGACAGAACAUAUUCAGCUAAAGAUUCGAUGCAUAGAAUAAAACGUAGAAAAAUUCACUGUAAAACACCAAAUUCUAAAUCUUUCAGUAAUUUUAAACAAGUUGCUCAAAAUGAACUUUCUUCGACACUUUCCUGUAAGACAUCAACAAAUGAUACGUUGGACCACACAGGAAUGUCAAGUAGAAAUGCAAUCUUGGGUUCAAAUUUACAAUCACCGAGAAAACCAACGUUCACACCAUUCAAACCACAAGAAAAUUUCUUGCAAAAUACUAUUUCAUCAAUGGGCUGUGAAGAACCUUAUGAUAUAUCAUCGAUGUCCACCUUAGUCAGACCUUAUCCUGCAAAUAUGCAGAAGACAUACAACCAGGUGAACAAUAAUAAAGUGUUCACUUCAAAAUCUGGUGUUCCAAACCCACCGGCGUAUACUUCAUUUCAACAAAGUGCACCAUUUAUUCCCGUCGCUAAUAUGUAUAAUAAAAACAUCACUCCAACUUUAUUAGAAAACUUUAAAUACCCCCCUCUUUUCACUUUACCCUAUAGAAAAAAUCAACCACAUCCACAACAAUUUCAGUAUUCUACAAUUCCUUUAGUUCCAGAAUCAUAUGGUCUACAAAGUGAUGCAUUUCAAAAAUUAUUACAGUCAACAGUUAUCUCUAAUCCUUAUGCAACCUGUGAAACGGCUUCACAUGAUAUAAAACCUGAACAGUUAGACAGUGAAGUAGUUGUACAGUUAAGUUAUUAUUCUCAACGUGGUAGUGUACAGUCAGAAGAAGAUUUAUCCUUCUUUUCAUAUCGUGAUGGUUUUGUUGCAGAUGAAGAUGUAUCUAAAGUGACUGUUCCGAUUAGUUUAUCAUUAGUUAUUAUGACUACUUAUAUACUUAUUGGAGCGAUUGUAUUUUCUAUAUGGCAAGAUCCUGAUUAUUUGAAAUGGUCAUAUUUUUGUUUCAUAACAUUAUCAACAAUUGGAUUUGGUGAUAUAGUGCCAGGUACAAAAAUUGAUUCAACUAAUCCUAAAGAAAAAUUGAUUAUCAUAUGCUUAUAUGUUGCCAUCGGUUUGUCAGUAUUUGCAAUGUGUUUCAAAUUAAUGCAAGAAGAAGUUGUGGAUAAAAUGAAAUGGUUUGCCUUUCGAAUUGGUAUAUUAAAAAAGAAAGAGACUAACGAGACAACAGAUAAAUCAUUUUAUCCUAUGAGUAGGAAUUAG
Molecule: messenger RNA, 3684 nt
Organism: Trichobilharzia regenti
Lineage: Eukaryota; Metazoa; Platyhelminthes; Trematoda; Strigeidida; Schistosomatidae
Source: the annotation of a GenBank genome assembly